UGUUCCACCUGGAGGUCACAGGAUGCCGGUGCAGGCAGCUCAAUGGACUGAGUUUCUAUCCUGCCCUAUCUGCUACAAUGAGUUUGAUGCCUGCAGCCACAAGCCCAUCAGCCUGGGCUGCUCGCACACCGUCUGCAAGACCUGCCUGCACAAACUGCACCGCAAGGCCUGUCCUUUUGACCAGACGGCCAUUAGCACUGACAUUGAUGUGCUGCCUGUCAACUGUGCCCUCCUGCAGCUGGUGGGGGCGCCGGUUCCGGAGGGAGAGAUUGUGAGUGUGGGCAGUGUUGAAGACACAAGACAUUAUGAAGUGUGCAGGAUCUGUGUGGAGGAGCUGGCGCUGUAUCUCAAACCAAUCAGUGGAGGAAAAGGUGAGUGUGUGAAGAAAGUGAUACAGGUACAUCAACAACAAUGACUGUGAGUGCUGCAUUAUUGUUUAGGCUUGCGCCUGAACGAGCUCACGUUUGGAUAGUGCAACAUUUCCUGUUGUUCAGCGGCUACAUGUGCUUUAUCUGUCUGUGGUUGGAGAUGUUUGCGUCAGUGAGAAAAAAAAAAAAAGGAAAAACACAGAAACCCAAAGGCCGCUUCAGAAACAAGAGAAAAACAUGCACGUAUUUUAUAUGCAAUACAUGCAAUGAAAUACAGUGAAAAAAUAAAUGUUUACAAUAAACAUUCAUGUUUAGUAAUGCUUAAUAAAAGUAAAAUGAAAGCAAUAAGCAUGUUAUAUCCUACCCGGUGCAUUUUCGUACAUUAUUGCUUAUCAGAUGCUGGUGUUACUUAUUAUUCGUGGAAUAAUUUCCCACUGUGUUAAACACGAGAACGGCUCUUUGUAGGCGAAUAAAACACUUGGUCUCCAUGAGCAAUAAA
Molecule: messenger RNA, 867 nt
Organism: Sinocyclocheilus grahami
Lineage: Eukaryota; Metazoa; Chordata; Actinopteri; Cypriniformes; Cyprinidae
Product: roquin-2-like
Exons: 2
Coding region: 23-415 (130 amino acids)
Biological process (GO): ubiquitin-dependent protein catabolic process; protein polyubiquitination; nuclear-transcribed mRNA catabolic process, deadenylation-dependent decay
Cellular component (GO): cytoplasmic stress granule
Molecular function (GO): double-stranded RNA binding; ubiquitin protein ligase activity; RNA stem-loop binding
Source: RefSeq, a predicted model, not a curated record